Molecule: messenger RNA, 852 nt
Organism: Drosophila willistoni
Lineage: Eukaryota; Metazoa; Arthropoda; Insecta; Diptera; Drosophilidae
Gene: Not11
Product: CCR4-NOT transcription complex subunit 11
Exons: 4
Coding region: 110-793 (227 amino acids)
Biological process (GO): negative regulation of translation; mRNA catabolic process
Cellular component (GO): CCR4-NOT complex
Source: RefSeq, a predicted model, not a curated record
CACCACAGAAAAUCUCAUCUCUAAUUGAUUUACAAAUGGGGAAUUGUGGAGCUCAUUUUCCUAGUUUCUUAAAAUUUUUUCGCAUUGGUAAACAGAAGUAAAAGCAAAGAUGUUUUUGUCAAUUGCUCCACCCCUUAUGGACUUUGAAGAUGAAUUGUUGUGGAUAAAUCAGUGCAACAAUGAAAACCUCAACAUUUUGUAUGAUAAAUCCAACUACGUUACACCAAACACAAAACACCUGAUUGAACAAGCCUUUCUCCAGCCAUUAAGUCUCAGCGAUCAACAGAUUCUCUUCGAUGAUCUUCUGAAGCAAAAUAGAAACAUUGCCCACCAAUAUGGAUUGACGCCAGCCAAGCUGCCUUCAUUGGUGGAAAAUAAUCCGCUAAUUUCUAUCGAAAUACUGUUAAGACUUAUGCUGACAACCGACAUAACCGAAUAUUUCAAUAUAUUGGUACACAUGGAUAUAACCCUACAUUCCAUGGAAGUUGUAAACAGGCUCACAACGUCAGGUCCUUUACCUACCGAAUUUAUCCAUUUGUAUAUCAGUAAUUGUAUAUCAACGUGUGAGGGGCUUGUUAAGGACAAAUACAUGCAAUCACGUCUGGUACGAUUAGUUUGCGUUUUUCUACAGUCCUUAAUUCGAAACAAAAUUGUUAAUGUCAAGGAAUUAUUUAUCGAAAUUGAAGCGUUUUGUGUGGGUUUUAGCAAAAUUAAGGAAGCUGCUGCUUUAUACCGACUUAUCAAACAUUUGGAAAUUGAUACCCCACAAACUUCAAAUACUUUAACGAAAUAAUGACUAUAAAAUUUAUAAGACCCAAUAAAAAAUUGAAGCAAUGAUUAUAUCUAUGGUAA